Messenger RNA from Coregonus sp. 'balchen', 3702 nucleotides. NCBI's taxonomy places the organism in Eukaryota, Metazoa, Chordata, Actinopteri, Salmoniformes, Salmonidae. The record is from the annotation of a GenBank genome assembly.
GGCAGACUCCUACAUACAGUGCUCUCAUACCCCACCACAUCUCAUAUUGGCUUCCUAGACUGACAAUUCACUAGGGACAGCUCGAAAAUGGAGACAGUCAUGAAUGCCAUGCAGGGCUAUGGGGUGAGCACCACUAAUUACCUCCAGACCAACUAUAAGGAUGCCCAGGGUUUGUUCCUGUGGGUGUCCUGGGCUGCUGACCUCAGGAACACCUUCUUCAUCUUCUUCCCUCUCUGGUUCCACCUGCGGGAGUCGGUGGGCAUCAAGCUCAUCUGGGUGGCAGUGAUCGGAGACUGGCUCAACAUGGUCUUCAAGUGGUGAGUCGUACUGUUUAUUAAUGUGUUAUGUAUGGUUUAUGCAAAUAAAUGGUUACUGGGCUACAUCUGGCAAGUUGAAAUGUUGAUAAAUGUGCACAGUCCCUGUCAAUUUAAUUAAAAUAAAAUGCAAUAGACUUAAAUUCCCCGCAUUCAUCUUAAUUGUAAGUGGCUUGUGCUUCCUUCCUAAGGAUUCUGUUUGGUGAGAGGCCGUAUUGGUGGGUCCAUGAAACACCUUACUACAUCAAUACCACUGCACCUCACAUUGAACAGUACCCCAUGACCUGUGAAACUGGCCCAGGUAAGAAGCAUCACUUUACUUCCAUAUACUUUUACCAUAGUGCCUUAUGAUAUGAAAUAUACACUCCCCUGCAUAUUUAUUUGGAAAGUGAAGUGAAAACUUUUAAUUUGGCUCUAUACUCCAGCAUUUUGGAUUAGAGAUCAGAUUUUUCAUAUGAGGUGACAGUACAGAAUGUCACCUUUUAUAUAAGGGUAUUUUCAUACAUAUCUGUUUUACCAUUUAGAAAUGAAAGCACUUUAUGUAUCUAGUCCCCCCAUUUGAAAGUGUCAUAAGUAUUUGGACAAAUUCACUUUGAGGGUAUUUUCAUACAUAGCUCUUUUACCAUUUAGAAAUGAAAGCACUUUGUUGAAAGCCCUUUACAAAAAAAGUUAUUCAAAAUGACACAAUACAUUAUUAACCAUUCAUUUCUAUUGGGCACAACAUCAUCCGAAACGCAACCAAAACAAACUGCAAAUGCAUCCAGCAAGUAUGUAGUCAAAGGUUUAGUAUUUGAUCCCAUAUUUCUAUCUCACAAUGACUACAUCAAGCUUGUGACUCUGCAAAUUUAUGGAUGCAUUUGCAGUUUGUUUUGGUUGCAUUUUAGAUUAUGUUGUGCCUAAUAGAAAUUAAUGGUAAAUAAUGUAUUGUGUCAUUUUGGAGUCACUUUUUUGUAAAGUGCUUUCAACAAAGUGCUUUCAUUUCUAAACGGUAAAACAAAUAUUUUUAAAAAUACCUUCAAAUAAAAGGUCACAUUCUGUACUGUUGCCUCAUAUGAAACAUUUGAUCUCAAAUCCAAAAUGCUGGAAUAUAGAGACAAAUUAAAAGUUUUAGCUUAUAUGUGUAUGGGAGUGUAUAUGCUAUGAUUCAGUGAAUAUAGCCAACGCUUUAUAAUUGUAAUGAUGUUGAUAAUAUUAAUGGUUUACAAUAUUAUAUAGUAUUGUGUUGGGUUUUCAUUUUACUUGAAUAAAGUGCUAUGACCAUUGACUGAAGUAUGCCUCUCUGUCUGUGUGCCUGGUAGGCAGUCCCUCCGGCCACGCUAUGGGAGCCGCAGGCAUCUACUAUACUCUGGUCACCUCCAUCCUAGCCAUCAUGCUGACCAAGAGUGAGACGAGAUCUUCCUCCAAGGGCCUGUAAGUUCCAGAACCUUCAACCCCUCUUUCUCUUGUCCUCAGUGAUCUUGUUCUUGUUUGCCAUCUUUCGUUCAGUGCUUAUCAGUUUUCUCCCACCUAUCUGUGAAGCACUGUAGUUGAUGAUUUACCCUGAAAACUAACUUCAGUUGUCGAAGGGAAGGGGAUGUGCAAAAGAUUCCAUUCGAGCGGUUUUGUUGUAAAAUCAAAGGAAGCAACAGUCUAUUAAAAGUAUUACAUGUGUAGCAGUAGAAGCCUAUUUACCUGUAGUGACACAGGAAAAACAAAUUCCCCUGCUGUGAAUAAUAUUCAUUUGCACAUUUACUGGUAUUCAAGGUUUCUUAUACACUAUCUUAGCAGCCAGACAAAUUUCAAAACGCUUAAAGAUGUAUUUGCUGAAGGUUCCUCUCCCUCUCCCCUUGUCUGGGCAGGUAUCUGCGGGGCACUCUGUGGGCAUUCUUCUGGGCGGUCCAGGUGUGUGUCUGUCUCUCCAGAGUCUUCAUUGCUGCCCACUUCCCCCACCAGGUCAUCUGUGGAGUCAUCACAGGUCAGUAUGAAGCCCUUAUACCAGCCCUUAUAACAACCCUCAUAAAUAUGGUACAAAAUGUGCAGAUUGUUCAACUACAUGAUGCUAAUAUUACGUUUUCUAUUUGAUUUCCAGGUAUGGUUGUGGCCGAGGCCUUCGAAAGAACCCAGUGGAUCUACGGAGCCAGUCUGAAGAAGUACUUCUACACCACCCUCUUCCUGCUCUCCUUCGCUGUGGGCUUCUACGUGCUGCUGAAGGCUCUAGGCGUGGACCUGCUGUGGACCCUAGAGAAAGCCCAGAAGUGGUGUGUGAGAGCCGAAUGGGUCCACAUGGACUCCACCCCCUUCGCCAGCCUCCUGCGCAACAUGGGCACCCUGUUUGGCCUGGGCCUGGGCCUGCACUCUCCCCUCUACACUGAGAGCAAGAAGAGCAGCAGCACCCUCUUUAGGACGGGAUGUAUCGUCACCUCGCUGCUCCUGCUGCACCUCUUUGACUCCUUCAAGCCCCCCACGCACACUGCCACUGUCUUCUACCUACUGUCUUUCUGCAAGAGCGCCACUGUCCCCCUGGCAACCGUCAGCAUCAUCCCCUACUGCGUGUCUGGAGCUCUGAGCAGCGUGCAGAGCAAGAAGCAUAUGUGAGGUCGUUGGCGGUCAACACGUACAGAUAUGGAUAUGACUCCAGAAUUGAACCGUGCUUUAAUCCUCAAUUAUUUCAUACAUUGACUUUCUUCCCAAAUAGCCCAAGCGAUCAACAAGCCCUUGUGGUCUUUGUCUUCCCUACUUUCAUCCAGUCACUCACUGCAAAUGUCUUAUUUUCCUAUUUACACACAGUGUGAACACUAAAAUGAAAGCACUAUCCAGUGAAUUACUCAGUGGCACUUAAGACCCUGUGAUUUGAUUGUAUAAAAAAUGAUAAUUUAUAAGUAGUUCAGUGCGAACUCAUGAGUCCAGCAAGUUAAUGUUCCCAUUUUGAAAACGAGAUAAAGCCGAAUCAAAUCCAGGAGAAAAUGAGCCCAAAAGCUCUGUCAGGGACUUUAGUGGCCCGCUUUACAGUGCGUUCUAAGAAUAUGUUAUAUAUAAAUAACUUUGUUAAUAUUUGUUUUGUAACAGUAUUUUUCCUGUUUAAUAUAUUUUUUGAAAUUCUGUCAGAUAUUUAUAAUAAAAAUCUUUCAAAAUAUAUCACUGAACAUGUGCUAACAUUACUAAACAUACUGUUAGGGAUCAGUUCAGACACAUGAUUCUACAUUCAGUUUAAUUGUUUCCUAACGUUAAACUAUCAGCAAGUCCACAAAACUUUGAAACUGCAGCAGUGGUAAAAUUGAAAUCAUCACACUAUCAGUGACAUGCGUCUACAGAACAAGUACACAUUGUAAAAAAAAAAAAAAAAAAAACUAUUUGUACAGUACAUAUAAACAGAGCCAAACCAGUGGUCAUCAACCCUAUAUGGAGCCCU